This is a messenger RNA of Porites evermanni, 3902 nucleotides long. Lineage: Eukaryota; Metazoa; Cnidaria; Anthozoa; Scleractinia; Poritidae. The record is from the annotation of a GenBank genome assembly.
GUACGAGUACAGUCAAGAUGGCGGAUGGUCUCCGAGAAGUAUGAUGUUGGAUCGGAGAUAGCCAGUAUUUCUGUAAUUCGCUGCAAUUAUGUUUGUCUUCUCGACUUGUGGCCAUCAGAGGAAAACAUUUGUGCUGCUAUUUAGCCGUUUAAGGUUUUAUAAGGUAUUUAUUCUGCUUCUACUAGCUAGAGAGGCUUCUUGUACAUGUUGGUGGUAUAAUAUACAUAAAUGGAGUGAUUUUGUUGCAGGCUGACUCAUUUUCACUGUAUUUUAAGCUCUUACAUAAAGCAAAGCUUUCAUCGCACCCCAGGAAAAAGGACACCCCUGUAAAAGAAGUAACACUGUACUAUUACAAUCGCCAAAAAUUCUUUCGUCUGGUGGGCCUUGCUUGUGCCAGUCAGUUUGUAUUUUGGGCAUGGAUGGCUUAUUUUCAGUUGAGUAGGGUGCAGUUUGCAGAUCUACUAAAUCUUGAAAGCAAAAAGAGCCAGGAAAAGAUUCUUGAUGUCUCAUCAAAACCAGGAGUCUCGUGGAAAGUCGUCAGAUUUGUAGAGGUGAGUAGCCAAAUCUUUGCUAAUAGUAUGCAAAGUUAUAAAUUACUUACCACCAGUCAUCCCUUUAGUGUGGGGGAAGGGGGAUUCCACCAGGGGGGAUGGGCUAUGUGAGAAUGAUGCAAACAACUGUAGUGUUGGGGAGGAUGCAGAUGAAGCCAUAUAAUAUUGUACCCCCCACCCCCCAGUCAUGCUACAGACUGAAGCCAUUCUGGCUCAAAAUGGGCCUUUCACAAAAUACCUGGACAGACCAUGAGGAAUUAACCCUUGUAACCCUUUCUCUAACCUUUUGUCUUUCAAUGAGUCACUGGAAUUAAUCCAGUCCAGUCCAAUCCAGGUUUUGUCAAAGCCUCAAAUAGAUGUCCAGACCUGGUGUCAAUCAAGAAAGCUUUUUUAGUGUUAUUUAUGGGGGGAACUAUUGUUUUACUGUCUGAAAGCAAUAGCUUCACCUGUAAUUACACUGGUAAACGUUUCACUGAAUUUAGCCUUGGAUUGAAAUAGCAUUAUCACACAUACUACUCUGUAGUUUUCUUGUUUUUGUUAAACCACAGAAAUCGGAUGGAAUUUUUAGACAGAAUAAAACAUUAUGGUAGCAGGAUGGAUACAUUUUCUUAAUAGUUACUUAAUAUAAUAAUUUAUCCACAGGAGCGACCUGUUUUGCUGGCCAGUGUCGCUAUUGCUGUGGGGUUGUUUUUUACUACCUCAGGAUGGAUUUACAGUCUCAGGUACCCAGUGAUUAGGGCCAGAUUAUCAAAGCAAAUAGCAUACAAGAAGGAUUAAGGGUUAGGAUAUAAGAUUGCUUUCAUGAUCAAAUUGUAUUGUAUUAAACAGAAACGUUACGUGUAUUUUCUCUGUUGUGCCUCUCUGGAACAUUUAAGGGUGAAGGAAAUCAAGGAGGGCAAUUUUUGUUAUUGCUUUUAAGGUCAAGGUGUAAAUAAUAAAACAGUUUGGCGAAAAAGUUACCAAAAAAAUGAUCCACUUUAUUUAGUUCUACAAUCGGAGACAAAAUUGUUGAGACAUUGUACUCAAGUAGGGUAACUUCAGAGAACAAAACAAUCCACACCCCUCCCCUGUCACCUCCAUUCAAAGUUGGGGUGUUUGUUGUUUUCUGUAGGUAGCUCGAACAUCGACACAACAGUGCAUGGAGGGGGUGGGGGAGGAAAAGCUAUGUUUCCUCCUUUGCCAAUUGUUGACUCCCUCCUACUCCACUUGGUAAAAGUCAUUAUAUUGUUUUUUCCUGCAAGUGUUCAACAUAACUUCAAGGCCGUAUGCUAUUUGCAUAUUACUGAAUUGUUUUUGACUUGAAAUAACAUAUGCAUACAAAUUGCACGAACCUCAACUGAACAUUUUUGUCUUAAUUCCUUUUAUCAUCCCUGGCUUGAAAUUCCAAACCUAAGGUUAUGAUUAAAGGAAAAUUGACCAUCAAUAAGAGAUUCAAAAGCUGAGGUUUCAAGUGCUUAGCCUCAGAGCAAAUGUCAUUUCAAUUAAGUAUUGUUUCUUUCCUUGCAACACUCAGAUUUUGUCUGUGCUUUUUUCCAGUGACUUUUCUUUGUGAAAGCGGAGAAUAGUGAGAGAUAAAGAUACUUACAAUAAUGCUACUGAAUAGAGGUUGUUUAUGUAAAAAGAAUCUUUUAAGAAAAAAAAAAAAACGGGUAAGGCAUGUCUGAUUGAACUGCAUCAAGGCUGUGCUCUGACCUUGUGAAAUCCAGGGUGCCCAGCAUAUGAUUUGUAUGAAAAAAGGUAGAUUUUCUAGUUGCACAAGACAAAAGUAAGACACCAUAAGCCACUGGGCGCUGCUAGAGUACAGCCCAGGGCGUAAUAUUCAGCAUUUGAAGUGCAAGGCAAGACUGAGAUAAGAAUGAGUUCAAAAUAACAUGUCUGAUGUUCUCAACUUCUUUUCAGGAGUGUAAACCGACUGGUGCUUCAGGGGAACAAUGUACGGGUGGUGACUCAUACACCUCUGGGUGGAACACGAUCUUUAACGGUUCCCAUCUCAGAGGUGUCCUGCUCAGGUUCCAGAAUUGGUAAUUACAAUGAAACGUAAAGUUAGUGCACAGCUUUGAGAAACCUACAAGUUAUUCUUGAUGAUGAAGAUGAACUCUUACAUCUCUAUUAGUCCCGAUUUUUAGAGUAGCUUACAGGAGCUAAUAUCUUUGAGGGAAAAUACAUAAAAUGCAUAAACAAACCUGUAUGAAACAGUCAGCCUGUAUUUAGCCUUCAGUAAGCCAUCCCUAAUGGUGACCAUGCACUUUUUACAGGUUCGACUUCAUGUGGCAUUAUUUGUCCUCUUCUUAGCUCUUAAUAGAGCAACCCCCAGUGUUUAAGAGUCAUAUGUUUGAAUUCUGUUGGAGACUCAUGUCCCAUGCAUGUUCGUGACAUACAAAUUACCACUCUUUGUUUUAUGUGGCAAAAUUUCUGUGACCAUAGCUUAUUCAGUGGGUAAUAAGAACACUCACACAGACAACUUAUGUGGCACAUGGCCAAAUUAGAGAGAAACAGCUGUCCAUGGUUGCCAUGGGCCAGGUGAUAUGGCUGUACACAUGCAAAUGAUACUGGCCAGGUCGUGGGUUGGUGUCUGAGUGUCUGACUUGCUGCUGUGAUAAAAUUAAUGAAAAGGGACUUCACACAAUACUUAACAAUUAUUGGAUGAGGCUAAAUAUGAUCUAAAGAAUUAUGCAAAUUGGAUAACAAUCCCCUAGAUUUGCAAAAUUCUUCAGAUCCUAAGAAAGCCGUAUCCAGGAAUUUUUUUUUAUUAUUCAUUCAAAAUAAUAUGCUUAACUUGAUCGAUGUUAAGUUCCUGUCUUCGUUUGACUGUUACGCAGUAAAUCCAGGAUAUAAACAGAUAAAGGGAAGAUUUAACCAGCAGAAAUUCUUCAAACAGCAGUUGUCAUCCGUCAAUUUUGCUAGUGCUGUUUUUAGCCAGUAGUUUGACGAUUUCUUUUUUGACAAAUAUGUCAAAUUAUUCGCCGUUUUCUCCAUCGCUACCAAAACAACGCACCCUGGUUGCCAGUCUGUCUCAAUUACCGUCCCUUUUUCUGGCGUUUAUCCUGUACCAUUGACGAUCGCCAACGUCCUCCAAAUCUGGUCAACCCGGUGUGGUUUUGAAGAAUUAGCCGGGGAAUUUGAGCCAAUCAGAAACAGGAAAAUAUUUUGAGUGAAUGAUACAAGAGUUAACUCUCAGGCUUCGUGUAACAUGCUCAUCUUUGCCUGUCUUUGAAGGUACAAAGCCACAAGUGACAUUGAAGUUGAAAGGCCACAGUUUUUUCUUCCUUGUUGACAAAGAGGGGGAAUUUUUGCAGCCUACGUUAUUUGACAAAACAGUUGGAGUGAAAAGAUUCUAAUCAAGAAAUGCAU